CACAUAUUCAUAAAUUUAUCAAACCAAUAGCCCUGAAAAACUUGGAACUCAAAAUUCAAUUCCAAUUCCAUGGCCAAAACAAUUCAUAUAGCAGCAAUUUCAAUCCCAGCAUUCAGCCACCAAGCUUCCAUCAUAGAAUUUUGCAAGAAACUCAUUCAUCAUCAUAAUCACUUCCACAUAACCAUCAUCUUUCCAACCAUAGAUUCACCUCUCCAAGCAACCCUCACAUUACUCAAAUCUCUUCCUUCAAAUAUUACAUACACUUUCCUCCCUCCAAUCAACAAAAAAUCUCUCCCACAAAAUCUCUCUCCAGCAGUCCAAAUCCAACUAGCAGUCUCACAAUCCAUGCCAUCUUUUCAUACCACAAUCUCUUCAUUAUGUUCUUCAUCAACAACACCACCACUUGUUGCUUUAAUCACUGAUCCUUUCGCAAACGAAUCACUCGAAGUACUAAAAGAAUUCAACCUUUUAUCUUACAUAUAUUUCCCUCCUUCAGCAAUGACACUCUCACUUUUCAUCCAUUUUCCAAAACUUCAUGAAGAAAUUUCAUGUGAGUUUAGAGAUCACAAUGAAGCUAUUCAAAUUCCAGGUUGUGUACCUAUUCAUGGAAUUGAUUUACCUGAACAUUUUCAAGAUCGGUCUAGUCUUGCUUAUGAUUUGAUUCUCCAACGUUGCAAAAGAUUCAAUCUUGCUGAUGGGUUUUUGGUUAACAGUUUCUUGAAAAUGGAGGAAAAUACAAUGAAAGCCUUAGAAGAACAUAAUGAUUCUGUUUUUCUUGUGGGACCCAUUAUUCAAAAUGGGACAAGUAAUGAGACAAAAGUUUCAGAUUCAGAUUUAGAAUGUUUGAAGUGGUUGAAAAAUCAAAGUACUAAUUCUGUUUUGUUUGUUUCAUUUGGAAGUGGUGGAACACUUUCUCAAGAACAAGUUAAUGAGUUAGCUUUUGGGUUGGAAUUAAGUGGUCAAAAGUUUUUAUGGGUUUUAAGAGUACCUAGUGAUUCAUCAAAUGAAGCUUAUCUUGGUGCUAAAAAUGAUGAUGACCCUUUAAAUUUUUUACCAAAAGGGUUUUUAGAGAGAACUAAAGGACAAGGAUUAGUUGUACCUAAUUGGGCACCUCAAACACAAAUUUUGAGUCAUGGGUCAAUUGGUGCAUUUUUGACUCAUUGUGGUUGGAAUUCAGUUCUUGAGAGUGUAGUGUUGGGUGUGCCUAUGAUUGCUUGGCCUUUGUUUGCUGAGCAAAAAAUUAAUGCUGUUUUGUUAUGUGAUGGAGUUAAGGUUGCAAUGAGGUUAAAGUUUAAUGAGGAUGGAUUAGUUGGCAGAGAUGAAAUUGCUAAGGUGGUUAAAGAGUUGAUGUUGGAUGAUGAAGGAAAUGUGAUUAGGGAAAGGAUUGAAGAGUUGAGAGAUGCUGCUAUUGAUGCAUUGAAAGAAGAUGGGUCCUCGACUUUGGCAAUUUGCCAAUUUGGUAAUAGAUUGGAAAGUAAUGGGACCAACUUGUAGUUUUAUGUUGGUUAUGCGGUGAUCAUAAUUGAUUUUAAAGGAAAUCUAAUUCGUGGUAAUGAUACUGCGGCGUCUCCUUUAUGUCUUAUUUGACAGUUGAUCAACAUCAUCUUCUGUUUUAGAGCCAUUUUUCUUUACUUUUCUUAUAUUUUUUUAUUUCUUUCUUUCUUUAUGUCUUAUCUUAUCUUAGGUUGUUGGUUUGGCGCCCUUUUUUUUUUAUAUUUUCCUUUUUUAAUUACAUAUUAUGAGUAAGCGGUAUAGAAUGAGGGUAGUCUUUUCGAUUCACCUUGAUGCAUCACAUAUCUCUUGGCCUAUGAAAAAAAUAUAGUAAUUGAUUUUAAAUAAAUUGAUGUUAUGAAUAAUAUUAAUGUGAUGUGGAUGUCCAUUUUCGUCCUAAGACUUUUUAUGUUCAUUAACUCAUAUGAGUGAAUGUCUAUAAUUCAUUGUUA
Molecule: messenger RNA, 1943 nt
Organism: Medicago truncatula (barrel medic)
Lineage: Eukaryota; Viridiplantae; Streptophyta; Magnoliopsida; Fabales; Fabaceae
Product: hydroquinone glucosyltransferase
Exons: 1
Coding region: 70-1494 (474 amino acids)
Molecular function (GO): UDP-glycosyltransferase activity
Source: RefSeq, a predicted model, not a curated record